UCUCCAAGGUGCUGCCUGUGCCGGGCUGCUCUCCCAGCUAGCGGACGUCUCCUGUUCCCGGUAGGAAAUGGAGUCCAAGGUCUCUGAAGGCGGCCUCAAUGUCACCCUCACCAUCCGGCUGCUGAUGCACGGCAAGGAAGUUGGAAGCAUCAUUGGGAAGAAAGGAGAGACCGUGAAGAAGAUGCGUGAGGAGAGCGGGGCAAGGAUCAACAUCUCAGAAGGGAACUGCCCUGAGCGGAUUGUGACCAUCACUGGCCCCACUGAUGCCAUCUUCAAGGCUUUUGCCAUGAUCGCCUACAAAUUUGAGGAGGACAUAACCAACUCCAUGAGCAACAGCACCGCUACCAGCAAACCUCCAGUGACACUACGGCUGGUGGUGCCAGCGAGUCAGUGCGGGUCCCUCAUUGGCAAGGGGGGCUCAAAGAUCAAGGAAAUCCGAGAGUCCACAGGUGCUCAGGUCCAAGUGGCGGGGGACAUGCUGCCCAACUCCACAGAGCGGGCGGUGACAAUCUCGGGGACACCCGACGCAAUUAUCCAGUGUGUCAAACAGAUCUGUGUGGUGAUGCUGGAGUCCCCACCAAAAGGUGCCACCAUUCCCUACCGCCCAAAGCCCGCCUCCACCCCUGUCAUUUUUGCAGGUGGUCAGGUAAGAGCCGACCCGCUUGCAGCCUCCACUGCCAACCUCAGCCUUUUACUGCAGCACCAGCCGCUGCCCGCCUAUACAAUUCAGGGACAAUACGCUAUUCCACACCCAGAUCAGUUGACCAAGCUCCACCAGUUGGCUAUGCAGCAAACCCCCUUUACUCCCCUUGGACAGACCACCCCCGCUUUCCCUGGAGAAAAGCUGCCCUUACAUUCCUCCGAAGAAGCUCAAAAUCUGAUGGGCCAGUCAUCAGGUUUGGAUGCCAGUCCCCCGGCCAGUACUCAUGAACUCACCAUUCCCAAUGAUCUAAUAGGCUGCAUAAUCGGACGCCAAGGGACCAAAAUCAAUGAAAUUCGGCAGAUGUCGGGAGCGCAGAUCAAAAUCGCGAAUGCCACAGAAGGGUCAUCGGAGCGCCAAAUUACCAUCACAGGAACCCCUGCAAACAUCAGCCUUGCGCAGUACCUCAUCAACGCCAGGCUGACGUCUGAGGUCACUGGAAUGGGCGCACUCUAAUUUCCACCCACCAUCCUCCACUCCGCACCACCUGACCCUCUCCAGCCACCGGCACUCCACCCAGCCUGUACUGCCUGUACAUUUACCGUUUUACUGUCUUCCCUUUGCCUCCACAGAUACUCUUUUCUUUACUAACAUAUACAUAUAUAUAUAUAAACACACGGGCGCGUAUGCACACACUGGAACGUUUCUUUACAAGCUCUUUAAUCUGUGCUCCCAAAGCUGCUCCCAAACUCUUUGGUUAUGGUCCUUGUUUCAGUGUUAGGGUGUUAAUUCUUCAUCUGCUUCAUCUGCUUUUUGGGGACAAGGGGGAGGGGGGGGCGUUGUUUUUUUUCUCUCACUGGCAAGACUUCAGGAGCUGGCGGGGUCUCUAGUGUCAGUCUAGCAUAGCUACCUAUACAUUGAGUUGACAUUGGCGAUACAUUCUGUAGUGUAUGGACAUAAUGAUGCCACCCAGAGCUGUGCAUGUUUCAGACGAAUUAAUUUUUCUCACCCUCCUUCCUUUGGUGCUCCCCCUUGCUUGUCCUGGCUCACCUUCGCCACCUCAUCCCCUGCCCUUAGGGUAAGGGCAUACUUUUCACCCUGUGUUAUUUGGGAAGCAGAAGCCAAGUACGGGUUCAGCCCGCAAGCUUCUCUCUUGGAACAUGGCAUGGUCCAGACAAGCCCAUUUUCCUACUAAGCUGAGGGAAUCACACACACACAGAUAAACACAAAUGUUCUUUUCUUUUUUAACUAACAAGCACCUGGAAGUGGGAAGAACUCAGCUGUAUGGGAUUCACACCCCCAGGGGCCUUUGAAAGCACUCUUUUGGCAAUCCCCCACAAGCAAGACCUCAGGAAGCUCUGUGAGCCAGCUGUGUUUGUCAUUGUUUGUGUUCAAUAAAUGUCUGUGCAGCUCUCGUA
Agelaius phoeniceus (red-winged blackbird) is the source of this 2058-nucleotide messenger RNA. RefSeq names its product poly(rC) binding protein 3 (gene PCBP3). Lineage: Eukaryota; Metazoa; Chordata; Aves; Passeriformes; Icteridae. The record is from RefSeq and is a predicted model, not a curated record. Gene Ontology annotation, molecular function: RNA binding.